Pieris rapae (cabbage white) is the source of this 2681-nucleotide messenger RNA. Its product is annotated as tetraspanin-10. The record is from RefSeq and is a predicted model, not a curated record. The transcript has 4 exons. Bases 285 to 1082 code for a protein of 265 amino acids. NCBI's taxonomy places the organism in Eukaryota, Metazoa, Arthropoda, Insecta, Lepidoptera, Pieridae. Gene Ontology annotation, cellular component: membrane.
GCCUAUUCUGUAUCUCUGUUAAUUUUGAGUUAAAUAAUAAUUAAUAUUAUUUAUUCCGAAAUCAAGAUUUUCUACAUUAUUUUAAUAAAUUACCACAUACAUAAUCACUUCAAAUAUUAACGCUGUAUAUAGCUUAUACGUAUCUGUAAUGUUGUGUAUGAGUUUUACCAAAUAAAAAUACCUAAACGCUGCUGUUCAUUGGAGUUGUUGCAUUGUAAACUAUAUUUUUGUUUACAUAUUUAUUUAAGGCUUCGAGGAUUUGAGGGAACGCUUUAUAAUCUAACAUGAGUUUAUCUCGGUGCUACUCCCUUAUGAAGUGCUUGCUAAUCCUUUUCAAUGUAAUUUUUUUGUGUGUUGGUGUUGGGGUGUGUUCAUUUGCAGCAUGGGCCUUGUGGGAUGGCCGUGGCAGUGAGACAGGAUCUGGGAAAGCUGGCCUGUGUGCAAUUGCUGCCUGGGGUGCUGUGUUGACAUUGGGAGCUUUAGCAGCUCUGGCUGGGGCAGUGCGGGGUUCAGCAUCAUUGCUAGCUGCCAGUUUUGCAUUGCUAGCAUUGAGUGCUGUAGCAGAGGGGGCAGCGGCCUGGUGGGGAGCCUCCCACUUGCCGCAGCUGCGUGCUGCACUUGCUGAUCGUUUACACCACACAGUGGUCCAUGAUUAUGGUGUACUGCCAGCGCGCACGCAGAUCAUCGACGCGAUACAAUCUGGAUUGGAGUGCUGUGGGGCCUCUAGUCCUCGUGACUGGCAGCAGUCAGCAUGGGCAGCAGGGGCAGGCUUGGAGCCCGGAGCAGGGGCACUUGAUCUUAGUGUUGCUGCUGAACCUGCCUACUACUAUGUGCCGCCUUCUUGCUGCAUUGAUGGGGCGGGUCCGGCAUGCGAUGUAGCGCGCAGGGUACCAGCGGCGUCCGGGGGCGGCGUAGGACUUCACGCGGCGGGGUGCGGGGGCCGCGUUCUGACUACACUAGCCAACGCUGCCCGUGCGCCUUUACUGGCCGCGGCUACGCUCCUUGUUGCGCAUGCGCUCUCGUUACUGCUCGCGCUUGCCCUAACUCUCCGCGCACAUCCCUCGCACAACUAUAAAGCGUAAGACAACAUCGCACAACUAUAAAGCGUAAGACAACAUCGACGUUUUGACAACUUACACAUUUAUACUCUACGAAUUUCUAUAGAAAUGUGACUGCGCUUGAGGGGCCUUUAGUUAUUGUGAAUGGGAGAAAAAAACUCAUAUGAUACUGUUAUCCAUACGUUUGCACCCGUCACACAAUUAGCCGUACUCGGAAUGAUAUAACCUUAAUUAUCAUAAUAAUAAAAACCUUUUUUAAUAGAAGUGGAAUUGAGAACAACAGGGUUUAUAAACAUUUUAUUGAUAACAAACAGUUAUAAAAGAUAUUACUUUAAUGUUUUUUCAGUUGUUAAGUGAUUUUUGUGCGUAUAGCAUAGACACUACCCACCGUUAAAAUGCAUUUAUUUUGUUCCUAUUAUAAUUAGUUUUUUCAGUAGUCUAUGAAUUGGAGCACACACACAUUUGAAUGUAGUAGUGUUAUAGGGCAAGAUCCCAAGUAUUUUCUUACAACUAAAACAUUAGGUAUAUGAUAAGAAAAUAAGAAUCUCUGGCGGGAUCUUGGACCAAUAUAAUUAGCAUUUAAAAGCACCAUACAAUAAAGAAUAUUCACAUUCGUAGCUAAUAGAACAUAAUACUAUUCUAAGUCAUGACAAAGUUUUUAUAUUCACAAACAUAAUUUAUUUAUAUUAAAAUAAAUUAUAAUUAAGUUUAUUGAUGUAAGGCAUUAACCAAAACGUGUGUAGUUAUAAUGUUAGACGUAGUUCUUAUACAAUAAUAUUCAUAUGUUAAAAUAAUUUUUAAUAACAUUAUAUACUAAUUAAACGAUGUCUUAUGAAACACAGUUGACGGAACUGUUUUUGGAAGAAAGUGUUUUAAAAUAACCAUGAUUCUAUAAACGAACUCACUCAGAGUCGUCUAUUAAAUUAUCUGUAAUGAUAGAACCAUUUUUACUAUUACAUGUACUACGUAUGCAAAGUUUCAUUACUGAUUAGUUACUGUCUGAUUUAAAGUAAAAUAAGGGCAUUGAAAGCACUUUUUAAUAUCUAUGUAUUAAAAAGUGUAAAGGUUAACUCAUACGGCCCUUUUACAUGGCAGUUCAGUUUUGCAGGAUUCAGUAAAAAAAAUGGUCCCGCAAAACUUUACUGCCGUAUGAACACGGUUGCAUCCUGUUUUUUACCACUCCUACGCCAGUUAUCAACUGAUUCUGAUGAUUCUGACACAACGCUCGAAUUUGGUUAUUUUUCGGAAUCUUAUGAGCGAUUUGAGAAGAGAUGAGUCAAAAUUUUUCAAUUAUUUUAGAAUGAGUAUAACCACAUUUGACGACCUUUUAAAAAGGGUGAAUGAAGAUUUAAAAAAACGUGAUACAAAUUUGAGAAAAAGCAUCACACCUGAAGAAAAGAUAGCAAUAUGUUAUUAUGUCACUAUCCCGCAAAAAACAGUUUCCAGCAAAAAACCUAUGACAUGGAUGUGUGAUUAAAUGGGAUCCCGCUUUUUACUGGACUGGAUCCAGUUUCUAGUGACAAAACUAAAUGGCACAAUUCGGCCGGAUCGGUUUUUUGCAGGAUCCCGCAUGCGGGAUGCGCAUGUGAACGCUAGCAUAUAAAAACAUUCGCCAUCAAACGG